Molecule: messenger RNA, 1742 nt
Organism: Megalobrama amblycephala (Wuchang bream)
Lineage: Eukaryota; Metazoa; Chordata; Actinopteri; Cypriniformes; Xenocyprididae
Gene: trip13
Product: thyroid hormone receptor interactor 13
Exons: 14
Coding region: 136-1410 (424 amino acids)
Biological process (GO): meiotic recombination checkpoint signaling; reciprocal meiotic recombination
Cellular component (GO): nucleus; chromosome
Molecular function (GO): ATP hydrolysis activity; ATP binding
Source: RefSeq, a predicted model, not a curated record
GCUGUGCUUAACUUCCGGUUUCAGGCGGCGUCGCUUCCGGCGCAGGCUGGGGUGACGUCACCGCCAGCGCGGUAAGUUCGAGUUUGUUUGUCUGUCGCUGUUGUGAGAGUUUUUCAGGCAAUAGCACUUUCAGUAAUGGAGAUUUCUGAUCAUCACAUGACUGAUGUUGUCAUCAUCCGCCCAGAUGCUCACAUAGAGGUUCAUGUGAAAUCUCAGAGCACAGCCAAGAGGUCUGACGUGAGGAUGCAUGUGUUGUCGCUGCUGGAUCGACACAGCUCGGUUUUAAGGUCUUUCAAGUGGACGGAGUUUGAUGAUGAAUUUCUGACCAAAAAUGUGGAGUCAGUCAUUGUAGCGGAUGUAGCUGGGCCGAAACUUGUGGAUCUGAAGGUUCAUAACCUCUGUAUCCAUAUUUUUUCCCUGAAUGAUGACCGUCCGAGCACGCUCGCUCUGGAGGAGGAGGAGGAGCUAUCUGCUGCCAAACAUUGGCUCCUCCCAGCAGCUGAGUUUCAUGGCAUUUGGGAGAGCUUGAUUUAUGAGGACGGCAUCAAAACACAACUCUUGGAUUAUGUUUCGACAACAAUUUUCUUCUCUGACAAAAAUGUCGACAGCAAUUUAAUUGCCUGGAAUCGUGUCGUGUUGCUUCAUGGGCCGCCUGGCACCGGGAAGACGUCUCUAUGUAAAGGACUUGCCCAGAAACUCUCCAUUAGACUGUCUGGCAGGUACGUGCACAGCCAGUUCGUGGAGAUCAACAGCCACAGUCUCUUCUCCAAGUGGUUCUCAGAGAGUGGAAAACUGGUCACAAAGAUGUUUCAGAAGAUUCAGGAGCUGAUUGACGAUAAAGAUGCCCUGGUGUUUGUCCUAAUAGAUGAGGUGGAGAGUCUCACAGCUGCUCGAAGUGCCGCUCAGGCAGGAACAGAACCAUCUGAUGCUAUUAGGGUGGUCAAUUCUGUCCUGACCCAGCUCGACCAGAUCAAACGCCACCCAAAUGUGGUCAUCCUCACUACAUCCAAUGUCACAGAAAAGAUCGAUCUGGCCUUUGUGGACAGAGCCGAUAUAAAGCAGUACAUCGGCCCACCGAGCGCCAGCGCCAUAUUCAACAUCUAUCUGUCUUGUCUGGAUGAACUCAUGAAGCGUCAGAUCAUCUACCCCAGACAGCAGCUGCUGAGUUUGGAGGAACUGGGCACCAUGAACUUCAUGGAGAGCGACGUGACCCAUCUGAGCUUAAGCCUGAGGAACAUCGCCCAGAGGAGUGUGGGACUCAGUGGAAGAGCCUUGAGGAAAAUCCCAUUUCUGGCUCAUGCGCUUUAUGGAAAGACCUCCACAAUGACAGUUGAGAGUUUUCUAAAAGCGAUGGGCCAUGCCGUGGAUAAACAGAGACAGGAACAGGCGAGUUUGGUCAACUGUGUUUGAGCUGAAGCUAACUGACGUUCUGCCGUUGUGUCGAAAUGGUUUUUUGUUUGUUAGUUCAAUAUUUCCGCUCUGUUCACCAGCUUCAUCCUCUGAACAAACCAGUGUUUCAAGUUUGAAACAGCACUUAUCUAUACAAGACUGUCAUCUUCUAGGUGACAUUUUUCAAUUCAGUAUUCAUAAGCUGAAGUUUUUGGUGUCCUAAAUCUGAGUUUAUAAUACGCACUGUAGCAGCUGCUAUUUGCAUAUGAAAAAAUAAUGUUCUUUUUUAUGUUCAGUUUUUAUAUGUGUAUAUAUUUAAAUCAUUUGAUUAAAAAAAAAAAAAAAAAUCCUUU